This is a messenger RNA of Contarinia nasturtii (swede midge), 2234 nucleotides long. RefSeq lists its product as uncharacterized. Gene Ontology annotation, cellular component: cytoplasm; nucleus. Gene Ontology annotation, biological process: negative regulation of translation. NCBI's taxonomy places the organism in Eukaryota, Metazoa, Arthropoda, Insecta, Diptera, Cecidomyiidae. The coding region runs from base 234 to 2144 and encodes 636 amino acids. Gene Ontology annotation, molecular function: mRNA binding. The transcript is spliced from 5 exons. The record is from RefSeq and is a predicted model, not a curated record.
AAAUAUCUUUUGUUUUGUAGAUCAUACAAAAACUAUCGAUAAAAAAAUUUCUAGAGAAAAAAAGUCACCAUAUCUUUCUGUCUUCACUCAAAAAAAAUUUUUUUGUAUCAAACAUUCAAGUUUCCGACGACAUUUCAUUAUUCACAUUUUUGAAAGCGAGUUCCCAGUUUUUUUUUCUCUUCGUCUUCGUUACAAUUUAAAUUUAAUUAAACGAAUACCAAACGCAAUUAGCAAUGAGUGCUCUGAUGAAAAAUUUGCACGUGCAUUUCGAUGACGAGGUCUUGUCCGAAAGUGCAGCGAAAAAACGUUUGGACGACGAAUUGAAGGCAAGUCAGAAAGCCAUGGUUGGAAUAACGUUAAAUUAUUCUCGCGAAAAAUUGCUCGAAUUUGGCCAGAGCAAAGCAUCGAAAGAGCCACCAAAAAUGUUUGAUCUUAGCGGUGCUGAUGACAAACGAAUGGAAAAAAUUCGACAUGUGCUUAAAAAUAGCGACAUUUUGAAAUCACGAAAAAGUGGCGCAUCCGAUGCACAAAAAGAUCAAGCACGCAGCAAUUUUCAGCAAAUGAUUUCGGCUGCUGUUUCGAAUGCACAACAACAAAAUGGUGAAUAUGCGUCUAAUCGACGACGCAUUGGUAGCGGUCGUAUUGUAGACAAUUUCAAUGCACAAGAUAAUGUCUAUGCGAUUGGAAUGGAUGUCCGUUAUAUGCGCAACAAAUUGUUUAAAGAGGAUGGAAAAGUUGUGAAAAAUUGGAAGCAUUCGGAGAUGGUAAACCAAACAUCUGACACUGACAACGCCGAUUCCAAAUCCGACGAACCGGAAUGGGCUAAUUGCGGUCCAAUAUCAAAACAUGAUAUCAUUGAAUUACAUGGUUUUGAUGGUCCAGAAGACGAAGAUACGCAAAAAAGUGAAAGUGUAUCCGUAUCACCGCCAGCACGUAAUAGUACACCAUCCAAAACUGGUUCAAUGAAAUCGGCUAAUAACGAUGAACACUUCAAUUUUGAAGAUUUUCUCAAACUCGAUUUGCCACCGUCGGUGAACUGUUCACGUGACCUUGGCACCGGUGAAUCACGGUUCUCGCAAUGGUUUGGUCGCGACAAGCCAACAUAUCCGAGUGGAAAAUUCACCGCUGGUACCAACACAUUCGAUACAAAAUCGACGCAACAAUUUUUCGACUAUCAUCAAAAGGCAAACCAAAAGAAGACAAAUGUACCCAACAAACUUCGAAGUGUCGACGAAUUGGAAGCGGACUGGUGUCCACCGAAUCAGGCAAAGCAACAAGAGCAAAAUGGUCAACAAACUGAUAUCAAUGCCAUUCGCAUGAUGCUAAAUCAAUUGGCCACAUCGACUGUAUGCCAAAAACAAAAUUCAAUGAAUGCAGCUCAGACAAACUUUUUGCUCAAUUUGAUUAAUAAGAGUGCUGAAACCUUGUAUCAGCAUCGUUUGUCACAAAAUGCAACCAUGAAACGACCAGAUGCUCAACUUUUGUUACAUCGUUUGGUAAAUGGAGAAAUCACCCAGUACCAUAUUUUGCAACAAAUUGGCAAUCCCACCGUUCAUCAACAUGAUCGCGAAACAUUUCUGGCCGUUUUUGCAUUUUGCAAUGAAAAUCAACAAUGGCUACUCGACCAACAACAGCAGCAAUUGAAACAAAAAGAGCAAAUGAGCCGUCAACUUCGUCAGUUGCAAAUGAUUCAAAUGAAAAAUGGUAACAUGCAAUCGCCAACACCACAAGAGCUACAAAUUCAUACACAGGCCAUUAUGCAAAAUGCAUUGCAAAAGAAGCAAUUCGAAGACCAGUAUCGUAAUUUACAAAGCUUGAAAAUCGGUGGCAACCAGCCAAAAUUCCAAUCAUACAAAUCGAACAAUUUUAUGGCCAACAAUCAGCCAUACAACAACAAUCGCUUCGGCUACAAGCACCAAAAGCAAAGCCAAUUUGGACAAAAUGGUUUGCAAUUCAUUCAAUCGCAAAAUAAGUCGAUGUGGAAUCGCCAAGGUCAAGUAAAUAUGCCGUUCAUGGGUGGACCAUCAGCCAACAGUGGUGUACGCAACAAUGAUUUCAUGGCAUACGACACAACCGGCCGAUCGAUGGGUUUGAAUUUGGCGCAGGCUAACGCUGACAAGAUGCCGAUUACCGUCGACAAAUAAUAUCAUGCUUGCAACUGAAGCUCAAAACAACUGCAAACAAAACCGUCAAUUCGAUUUUUUUUUCUUAACAUAAUUUUUUUUCACAAUUUU